ACAGUUUUUGUGUGACAUCAAAAUGGCUGCGCACUAGAAAGUGGUCCAAUCGUUUUAAUAACAUACGAAGGGUCAUGCUGUCUCCGUUUGUACAGAAACAACAACAACAACUAUAAUUUGUCACCAAAAUUAAAGGUAUUUUGUACCGCUGUCAAAUGGCUUUGUUCAGUGAUGUUUGCCGCGGUGUUCGCACGCUGUUGGGUCAAUGUCAGCGAUCUGCGGCCACAGCUGCGUGGAUUCACUGUCAAUCAUCUUGGAAAUAUAGUCAGACAGCACCUGAGCCGGAACCAGUGAUUAGAGAUAAUGAAGCCAUCGAUAAAACAUUUGUUAACCGAAACCCAAGAAACCUGGAACAGAUGGCCCUGGCAGUGAAGGACCGAGGCUGGGCUACAGUGUGGCCCUCCAGACAAUAUUAUCACAGGUUGGUGUUCAGACGCACACAGCAUCACAUCACAGCUGAGGUGUUCUCCGGUGACUCUGUAGAUCCUGUGCUGUCCUGCUCCACGAAGGAGUGGGCAUUGAAGCGUGAGCUGGGCUCCACGCGGUCUGUAGCAGCUUGUCGUGCCGUAGGUGAGGUGCUUGCUCAGCGGUGUCGGGACGCAGGGAUCACAAGGAUUGUUUAUCGAGAGGUUCCGUGGAAGUUUCGCUCGGGGUCGAAUCAGACAUUCUGGACAGCACUGAAAGAGGGCGGCAUCAUGCUUAGUGAACAAAGACAAAAAUUCAUUUAAGUUGCAGCAUCACUUUUUUACCAUUAUUAUUGUUAUGAAAUGUGGCUUUUGUCUGUAAAUAUAAAUAUUCUUAUAUUCAAACUGUGUAUUCAUUGAGUUGGUUACAUAGGUGUCCUCAACACGUUAUACCUGUUUGAUUAUUGGGUUUUAAAUCUUUGGGUUGACAGUGAAUUGAUUCAGUGGUUUUCAGUUUGUUUCUAAAGUGCUGUUUGUAAUUAUAUAAGGUUCUUAAAAUGCUUUUACGGAUGCAUUUCAGACAAAAACAAUGACAAAAAAACUUCAGGCCACUGCAAAUAAUACUACUGUGCAAACUACUUUUUUCUAUCAAAUAUAUGCAGCCUUAAUGAGCUGCAGAGACUCAAAAAUAUUUGAGCAGUAUGUGUUC
This is a messenger RNA of Carassius auratus (goldfish), 1113 nucleotides long. RefSeq names its product 39S ribosomal protein L18, mitochondrial-like. Gene Ontology annotation, biological process: translation. Gene Ontology annotation, molecular function: structural constituent of ribosome; 5S rRNA binding. Gene Ontology annotation, cellular component: ribosome; mitochondrion. The transcript has 4 exons. The coding region runs from base 156 to 728 and encodes 190 amino acids. NCBI's taxonomy places the organism in Eukaryota, Metazoa, Chordata, Actinopteri, Cypriniformes, Cyprinidae. The record is from RefSeq and is a predicted model, not a curated record.